Ascoidea rubescens DSM 1968 is the source of this 855-nucleotide messenger RNA. RefSeq names its product translation initiation factor eIF3 core subunit g (gene TIF35). Gene Ontology annotation, molecular function: translation initiation factor activity; RNA binding. NCBI's taxonomy places the organism in Eukaryota, Fungi, Ascomycota, Saccharomycetes, Ascoideales, Ascoideaceae. The coding region runs from base 1 to 855 and encodes 284 amino acids. Gene Ontology annotation, cellular component: eukaryotic translation initiation factor 3 complex; cytoplasm. The record is from RefSeq and is a predicted model, not a curated record. The transcript has a single exon.
AUGCACAAAAGUAAGUGGGCAGAUGCUGAAGACGAACUACCAAGCCCAGAAGUAAUAAAAAAUCCAGAUGGAACCAAGACUGUUAUAUCGUAUCGUUACAAUGACCAAAACAAGAAGGUCAAAAUAACACAGAAAAUCAAAGAUGUGGUCAUUAAGGAACAUGUCCAUCCUUUGGUGGCAGAAAGAAAAAAAUGGGCCAAGUAUGGUGAAGAAAAAGGAAAUCCCGUGGGUCCUGAUAUCAGAACUACUCAAUUAGGUGAACCAGUGAAUUUAAUAUUGUCUUCUUCAUGGAGAGAGGCUGAAAAGGAAGAAGAGAAGAAAGCUCAAGAAAAUCCUGCUGGCAAGAAAGCCCAAAGAAUUGUUUGUAGACUUUGUAAAGGUGAUCAUUUUACAACCAAAUGUCCUUUCAAAGAAACCAUGGGUGCACCAGAAUCAAUUGAAGGCAACAAUGCAGAGCCUCUUAAUCCCCAAUCUCCUGAAACCUCUGCUGAGAAAACAGCCAAGGGAGGAUAUGUCCCACCACAUCUUAGAAAACGUAAUAAAGAUGGUAGUCCAGCUACCCCAUCUCUUGGUUCAGGCUCAAGAUAUGGUGAAAGAGACGACUCAACCACAUUGCGUGUUAGUCAAUUGAAUGAAAUUGUCACAGAUAUUAUGAUAAAGAAUGAAUUGUUUGCCAACCAUGGCCCAUUGACCAGGGUUACUUUGGUCAAGAAUAAAGAGACCGGAAAAUCUAAGGGAUUGGCUUAUGUUGCUUUCCCAACUGUUGAAGCAGCUCAAAGGGCAAUGGAAGAUUUGGAUGGAAGAGGUUACCACUCAUUGAUUCUCCACAUCGAGUUCUCCAAACCAAGAAAAUAA